AGCUGGCUAACGAAACGAAACUAGGGAAACUUCUGCCACGUCAGAAAGUGGUAGGACAGAAACCGUAUUCCAAAAUUUAGUGUACCUCAUCACGCUAUAACUAUUUUGCCUUGUCUACUAGCACAUUGUUCUGGGUGUUUUUAAAGCUGUAACCUCUUCGGACAGAAAAAAAAAACAGUUAUUCAAAGACAAACACCGGAGGAUCAUCACACCACCUCAGCAGGAGCAGCUGUCGUUUGGUCUAACGUUAGCUAAACAGUAGUUGGGAUCAACAGGAUGGAAAGUAAAUAUAAUCUGAAGAGCCCAGCUGUGAAGCGACUGAUGAAGGAAGCAGCAGAACUGCGAGACCCAACGGAGCAUUACCACGCUCAACCACUAGAGGAUAAUCUCUUUGAGUGGCACUUCUCUGUGCGAGGCCCACCAGACUCCGACUUUGAUGGUGGGGUCUACCACGGCAGGAUCGUGCUUCCCCCGGAGUACCCCAUGAAGCCCCCAAGCAUCAUCCUGCUAACGCCGAACGGCAGGUUUGAGGUGGGGAAGAAGAUCUGUCUCAGCAUCUCCGGCCACCACCCCGAGACCUGGCAGCCCUCCUGGAGCAUACGGACCGCGCUAAUAGCUAUAAUCGGAUUUAUGCCAACCAAAGGAGAGGGAGCAAUAGGAUCUCUUGAUUAUACCCCAGAGGAGAGGAGAGCCCUCGCCAAAAAGUCCCAGGACUUCUGCUGUGAGGUGUGCGGCUGCUCCAUGCAGUCUGCUCUCCUGGCUCUGUCCCCCAACAGCACCCCCCGCCCAGAGGACCAUGAAGCCAAAGAACUUGCACAGAAGAUCAACUUUAAGGCUGAAGCCAGCUCGUCCAGUAAAGCCGGGCUGAGCAGCGGGGCCGAGAGCCAAGCCGCCUCCGACAGCCAGGAGGGGGAGCCUUCCACAGACAGCCAAGCCAGUGCGGAGCCAACACUAAUCCCUGAGACAGAGGCGCCUGGCCCAUCGGCCGUCAGUGAGGAGAGCCCUCUCUCCACAUCGGUUCCCCCGGAGGCCCCGAGCAGCAGCAGCAGCAGCUCCCGCUCCUUGAGUCCGCGCCAGCGUCGCGCUCAGCAGCAGGGCCAGCAGCAGCAGCAGCAGCAGCCCCGCCGCGCUCCGUUCCCAGCAUUCCCUGCAGCGCCGCAGCCACCCGCCGACGGCACCCAGGCUGGCUCUGCCGUGCUCAUCGUGCUGCUCACUCUGGCUCUCACAGCUCUCAUCUUCCGUAGGAUCUAUCUGGCUAAUGACUACAAGUUUGACUAUGAGCUGUGACGACGUACGAACGCACACACAAACACACAUACAUUAUUAAAGUAAACAGAAACGCACAGAUACAUGGCCCAUGUAACUCAACCCAGUAUAACUGACACUGCCCAAGUACCAGCCAGACAGACACUGUCCCUGCCACAUGAGAGAAAAAAAAAGAUGUCUUCUGCCAUUGCCCAGUAUGGGGUAGAGACUAAGGCAGGCCUGGGUGACUUCUUUGUGUAACCGCUUAAGGUUUUGUCCGUAAUGUUGGCAUCUUUGCAUUCCUGAAGUUUGGAGUCACAGCAGUAAUUGAGCAGAGAUGUCAAGUUUUUAAGAAGUUCAAGCACCAUGUAGAAAAAAAUUUAUGAUCUUUUACCUCCACAUCAGAAGCAAAACUGCAGCCUAUUAUACAAAUCUUGAUAUAUUUAGAACAUUAUCUUACCAAAUUAUGAAGUCUAUGCUAUUGAUGUAUUAUAAUGUAAAACUCGUUUUUGUGAGUCAUUGUUUAAAUUGACAUUUUAAUCGAGAGCUGAAUUGCUUAUUACCAGAUGUUAAUUUUAAUUUUAAUUAGCGUGUUCUGCAUUGUUUGUUGCUGUUAGGAACAGCAUAGAUCAAUGUAUGUAUCUCUUAGGUUAAGUAAGUUAUUUACAUUAUAAAAAUCAGUCCAAAUCUCUGCUCUACUAGGGAGGGUAAUUGGGAAUGUAUGUUCUAAAAUAUCAGUUACUACUGUACUGUAAAACCUCAACAUCCACAAGAUGGACCAUUAGUACAAGUAAACUGUCCAAAUGGUACUCGUGAGUGACUAUGUCAAAGGUCACUUAUUUACAAUGCAAUUAUGUGGUAUUAUUUUCCUGUUUUUAAGUUGAGUUUAUUUCGGUGUUUGACCACCACAUCAUGCUUUUACAGCUAAAAAAUGAGUGGCCAGUGACGAAUAGCAUGUGACUACUAGUUUCUUCAAGGAGAAAAGAGACUGACAAUAAAUUGCCUGCCUGGGCAGUGACAACAAUGAACAUAAUUUAUGGAUAUUUUUUGUA
Molecule: messenger RNA, 2297 nt
Organism: Sardina pilchardus (European sardine)
Lineage: Eukaryota; Metazoa; Chordata; Actinopteri; Clupeiformes; Clupeidae
Gene: ube2j1
Product: ubiquitin-conjugating enzyme E2, J1
Exons: 8
Coding region: 277-1287 (336 amino acids)
Source: RefSeq, a predicted model, not a curated record